Pogoniulus pusillus (Red-fronted tinkerbird) is the source of this 4732-nucleotide messenger RNA. It is a transcript of the gene EXOC3L1, whose product is annotated as exocyst complex component 3 like 1. Gene Ontology annotation, biological process: exocytosis; exocyst localization. Gene Ontology annotation, molecular function: SNARE binding. Gene Ontology annotation, cellular component: exocyst. Bases 1546 to 3807 code for a protein of 753 amino acids. Lineage: Eukaryota; Metazoa; Chordata; Aves; Piciformes; Lybiidae. The transcript has 13 exons. The record is from RefSeq and is a predicted model, not a curated record.
UAUGAAGAAGAGGAGGCUGAGGGAGACCUGAUUGCUCUCUGCAGCUCCCUGAGAGGAGGCUGCAGCCAGCUGGGGCUGGCCUCCUCUAACAAAUAACAAGUGACAGGACAAGAGGGAAUGGCCACAAGUUGUGCCAGUGGAGGUUCAGGGUGGAUACAAGGAACCAGAAGGGCUUCUGAGGUACCGGUCCAGUCUGCCCGGAGGCUUGAUGACACCAAGCUGGGAGGCUUGGCUGCGCCAGCUGCAGGCUGUGCUACCACCCAGAGAGCCCUGGGCACAGAGCUGGGCACAGAGGAGCCAAAGGAGGCUCAGCAAGGCCAAGGGCAGAGUCCUGCACCUGGGGAGGAAGAGCAAACUGCAGCAGCAGAGGCUGGGAGGUGACUGCUGGAGAGCAGCCCCAAGGAGAGGGCCCUGGGGGUGCUGGGGCAGAGCAUCCCUGGCACAGCAAUGUGCCCUGGGGGCCAAGAGGCCAAUGGGGGCCUGGGGGGCACUCAGCAGAGUGUGCCCAGCAGAGCCAGGGAGCUUCUCCUGCCCCUCUGCUCUGCCCUGCUGAGAGCUCCUCUUGAGCCCUGCCUUCAGUUUGGGGCUCCCCAGGUGCAGAGGGACAGGAACUGCUGGAGAGGGUCCAGGGGAGGCUGUGAGGAUGCUGAGGGGCCUGGAGCAGUGCCUGGGGAGGAGAGGCUGAGGGCCCUGGGGCUGCUUAGGCUGGAGAAGAGAAGGCUGAGAGGGGAUUGGAUCAAUGUCUGCAACUCUCUGAGGGCUGGGGGCAGGAGGGGGGGACAGGCUCUGCUUACUGCUCCCUGGGCUAGGCCAAGCAGCAGUGGAUGGAAGCUGCAGCACAGGAGGCUCAGCUCAGCACAAGGGCAACUUCUUGGCUGGAAGGGUCCCAGAGCCUGGCACAGGCUGCCCAGAGAGGCUAUGGAGCCUCCUUCUCUGGAGCCUUCCCAGCCCUGUCUGGAUGUGUUCCUGUGUGCCCUGAGCUGGAUUGUGUGGCCCUGCUGGGGCUGGGGGGGUUGGGCUGGAUGAGCUCCUUGGGUCCCUUCCCACCCCUGACACCUGUGAGCCUGUGAUGGAGUUCCCAUGCCUGGGGAGUUCCAGAGCCGUGUGGAUGUGGUGCUGAGGGCCGUGGUGUAGUGCCGGGGUCGUCAGCGUUAGGCUGCUGGCUGGACUCGGUGCUUCGAAAGGGCUCCUCCAGCCCGGGCAAUCGGCGAUUCCAUGGAGAGCCAGCUGGAGGGCACAGCGCGGGCAAGCGCGGCGGGAUGCCCACUCCCGGGCUGUGCCGGCGGGGCCGCAGGGCGGGAUGCGUGCGCCCCAGACGCCCCGGCCAGGGCACGCAGGCCAUGACGUCUGCUGCCGAGCCUCGCAGAUCCGCGGCGCCUUCCCGUGCGUGCCGCCUCCUUCCCCCGGGCCCUGCCCGCUGUGCCGAGCGCGGGGCGCACAAAGAGGCGCUCCGCAGCGCGGCUGCCGCCGCUGCCGAAGCCGCUGCCGGCCCCGCUUCCUCCGCCUGGCUUUGCCCCGGCCCGCGGCUCGCUCGGCCCGCAGGCCAUGGGCAUGUCUGCGGGGGACCAGCACGCUGCCAGCCCCAGAGACGAGGCGUGGCCAGAAGCAGAGAAGGCUGAGAAGCUGGCGAGAGGAGCUGCUCUGAAAUGGGCCUCAGGAGUAUUCUGUCGGCCUGAGAAACUGGAGGGGCUUGGGCAGUACCGGAGCCGGGAGACGCAGAGGAACAGCUCCAUCCAGUCCCGUCUGAAGUCGACUGUGCAGUCCUACCUGGAGGGGGUAAGCACAGGGCUGGAGCAGCUGCGGUCGGCGACCCAGGAGGUGCAGGCCGUGUGCCAGGAGCUGGGGGCUGCCCGGUGGGCCCUGCUGGACAGCGCAGAGCAGUGCCAAGGCCUGCAGCAGAUGCGGGCGCUGAUGGCAGACCACGUGCAGCUGGCCUCGGUAGUGCAGGUGCUGCCCCAGCUCUUCUCAGUCCACGAGGCUUUUUCCCAUACCCUGCAGCUGCUGCACAGGCAGUGUCUCCUGGAGGCACAUGCAGAGCUCAUGAUGAUGGAGCACCUCCGGGAUGACAUCUUAUGCCAUCUGCACCUCCGUGGGCUCUCUGGUGCCCAGGCAACUGUGCUGUCCUACUUCAGUGGCCUGCAGGAGCUCAACGAGCGCCUGGCCAAGCAGCUGUGGGACAUUGCAGGCAGCAGCCUGCGGCUGGUGCGCCAGGACCCAGCUCUCUUUGUCAGCGCGGUGCGGAUCGUGGAGCGGGAGGAGAGGAUAGAUGACACUCUGCUCCUGGAGGCCACCUUCCUGCCCCCCGGGCGCCCCAAGGGCUGGAGGCAGAAGUUCCAGCGCGUGCUGCAGGAGAGCCUCGUGGGCGCUCGCUUUCGUGGCGCCUGCGUGGGCACGGCAGGGCCGGCGCUGGCCAGGCACCUGGCAGCACUGAGGGAGGACGUCGUGUCCGAGCUGCGGGUGGUGAAGGAUCUGAUGGUCCAGUGCGUCCCAGCUCACUACAACAUCCUGGGCGUCUGCACUGCCGCCUACCACCAGGCCCUCGCUGGCCACCUUCAGGAGCUCCUCCGAGAGGACCUGGACAAACAGGGGCUCUUCCUCCUGCUUGAGUGGGCACUGCGAGUGUACCACAGCCCGGAGAUGAUGGGGCACCCUGACCUGCUCCCGGAAGUGGACGUUUCUGCUCUGGGUCCCUUGAUGUCUCCUGAGCUCAUGGAUCACACCGAGAGGAAAUACGUGGUGAAAGUCAAGGCUAGUGUGCUCGAGUGGAUGCAGAGAACCCUGGAGGUGGAGUUCAAGGAGUGGUUCAGGGAAGAGGAGCCUGAGACAGACCAUCUGGGCUUUUUCCAGUCAGCCCUGCCUGUCAUUGUCAUGCAGAUGCUGAACGAGAAUAUCCAGGUCGCCUCCUUGAUCACAGACUCUCUGCAGCAGAAGGUCUACGACAUGGCCUUGGAGGAGCUGGAGGCGUUCCUGGGCCGCCUGCGGGAAGCCCUGGUGCAGUGUGGCAAGGAGCACCAGCGGGACCGCACCGUGCCCAGGUUCUACAGCUCCUACCUGCUGGCCGUGCUCAACAACAACCUGGCCCUCAGCUCCGCUGUCUCCUCCCUGCACCCCGACGCCGCCCACAGAGAGAUGCCCGCGUCCCUGCAGGCUGCUCUGGACAGGACACAGAAGAAGGCCUGCCAGCUGCUCCUGCAAGAGCUGCUCCUGGACCUGCAGCCCCUCUGCCUGCAGCUGCCCUCCCGCAGGUGGCUCUCGGGGUCGCAGCUGGUCAGCAGCAUGUGUGAGGUGGUGGACAGAUACAGCAAGGACUUCCGCCGCGUCAGGACCCCUGUCUGCACGCUGCUCCUGGUGGAGAGCGAGCUGGUGGUGACCAGCCAGUACCUGCGAGCUCUGCUGCAGCAGAAGAUGGUGUGCAGGAGCCAGGAGGAGCGGGCACAGCUGUGCCACCGUCUGCUGCAGGACGCCACACAGCUGCGUGACCUCUUCUGUGGCCUGGGUCUGGAGCAGAGCCAGCAGAGCCUGGAAGCCAUCUUUGCUCUGCGGGAGCUGAUCUGCCUCGAAGACCCAGCACUGCUCAGCCUGGAGGUGCUGGGCUUCAUCACCAAGUACCCUGAUGUCAGUGAUGAGCACAUCUCCACCCUGCUGGACCUCCGUGGUGACGUCUCCAGGGAGAUGAGGCACGUGGUGCUGGAGAUGAUGGCUCAGCACCCCCAGGUCCUGCCCGACAGCUACCGGCCCAUCUUCAGCACCAUCCUGGUGCCUGCACCAGAGCUGCCCCUCUGCCUCCGCAAGGCCAAGUGCGCCUGAUACUCCCUGCUGCCCAGGCACAGCCUCGCCACCAGGACAGCUCCAGGGCCGAGCCUGGGCACAAGGGAGGCGAUCCGCGGCACCCCCUACAUGCAGCAACCUUGCCCUCUGCCGGGGACAGUUUGCAUUCAUGCCACCCUCGCUGAGCCAACCGUCGCCUGCAAGUGCCAGUCUCAGGAGACCUGGGGCAGGAGGAGACCAACUCGUGGCUGUUGUGCUGGGCUGCGGAGGCAGGAGGUGAGGAUGGCUCAGCUCUGGGCUCUUUCCUGCAGGAGAAGGGAGCUCCAGAGCAAUGGGCAGGGUUCUGCAGCUGCCCUAAGUCCACAUCACUAUGGGGCUUGCCUGGUCUCUUGGCACCCUCGGAGCCAGCAUGGCCUGGCUGUGGAGCCCAACUCCAGGGCAGAGUGGAGCCUUGCUAGACCCAGGCUUGCUGGAGGGUUUUAGGCAUGGGAGGUCUCAGCCUAGAGGUCUGCUGCUGAUGGUCCACCAGCCUGGGCUCUGUACAGAUGAUGGAGAGCAGCUCAGGCAGCUUGGCACCCUUGGGUAGUGCCAUCAGCCCUUCCUUGCCAGAGAGAAAGGACAGCUCCAGGUUCCUGCUGACCUGCCCAUGUCCUGGCCCCAGCUCUUGUCAUCAUUCAAGGCAAGACUGGAGUCCAAGACACUCCAGCUCCUUGGAGAGCACAGCUGUGUCUGAUGCAUCCCAAGGUUCCUCUGUGAUGUGCAGCACCACCCUGGGCACCGGCUCAGCCUCCAUCCUCUGCUGCUCUCCAGCCUUUGGUCCUGUCCUUCCCAGGUGCCAUGUGAAGACCAGGAGCAAAGGCUGGCUCUCUGCCUGCACCCUUAUGCCCAGCCCUGCCUUGUAGUAGGCUGCAUCCUGCUGUCCUUGUGUGGCACCACUGCCAGAAAUAAAGCCCUGAGCUCUGCA